This is a messenger RNA of Oldenlandia corymbosa var. corymbosa, 669 nucleotides long. The record is from the annotation of a GenBank genome assembly. Lineage: Eukaryota; Viridiplantae; Streptophyta; Magnoliopsida; Gentianales; Rubiaceae.
AUGAUGUCCUCAAUUGCUAGAAGCCCAGAUGUGGAUUCGAUGGGUGCAGGGGAAAUCCAUGUCAUCAUAGGCCCUAUGUUUGCCGGCAAAACCACUGCUCUGCUUCGCCGUGUCAAAUCUGCAUCCGACAGCGGAAGAAAUGUAGCAAUGAUAAAGUCAAGCAAGGAUACAAGAUAUGCCAUAGAUGCCGUGGUGUCUCAUGAUGGAGUGAAGUUCCCCUGCUGGGCUUUGCCAGAUCUUUUAUCAUUGAAGCAGAAACUCGGGCCUGUUGCUUAUGACAAGUUGGAACUGAUUGGAAUUGAUGAAGCUCAGUUUUUUGAUGACCUGUAUGAUUUCUGCUGUGAGGCAGCUGAUGCUGAUGGGAAAACUGUGGUUGUUGCUGGCCUAGAUGGGGAUUAUUUGAGGAGGAGUUUUGGCUCAGUCCUUGAAGUGGUGCCACUUGCUGACACAGUAACCAAACUGACUGCACGCUGUGAGCUGUGUAGAAAGAAGGCAUUCUUUACUUUGAGGAAGACAGAUGAGACUCAGACAGAGCUAAUUGGGGGUGCUGACAUGUAUAUGCCAGUUUGCCGCCUGCACUAUGCAAAAUUACACAGAGAUUCAGCAGAACCUGUGUUUAAACCUGUUCUUUCAAGUGAUCGGAGCCUUGAUGAAGCUAAGGUCGUCUAG